Molecule: messenger RNA, 3705 nt
Organism: Microplitis demolitor
Lineage: Eukaryota; Metazoa; Arthropoda; Insecta; Hymenoptera; Braconidae
Gene: Nedd4
Product: E3 ubiquitin-protein ligase Nedd-4
Exons: 15
Coding region: 315-2993 (892 amino acids)
Biological process (GO): ubiquitin-dependent protein catabolic process; regulation of dendrite morphogenesis
Molecular function (GO): protein binding; sodium channel inhibitor activity; ubiquitin protein ligase activity
Source: RefSeq, a predicted model, not a curated record
AUAAUAAUAAUAAUAAUAAUAAUAAUAAUAAGUAAUAAUAGUAAUUGUUUAGUUAAGUAAACUUUCGUAUUACCUUGAUGAUUACUUCAAUGUCACACGAUUACUUUUUUUUUUAUUGUUACAAAAAUUUAAUUCACCUUAAUAAAUCAAGUGUAUCAGUGUACUCGAUGAGUAAAUCAAAUAGCUUUUAUUACUCACAAUUUAUCAUCAAAAUUAACUUUUAUUUUAAUAAAUUACUGUCGAAUGAGAACUGAUAAUUGGAUUUUAUUAUUUUGAGUUUUCUUUUUCUUUUAAUAUUUAUUUAAUUUUGAAAAAUGCCUGGCGCCUUGACUUCUUCAACGUAUGUUGGAGUUGAAAGACCAGGACAUCGCAGAAGAGCCAAUACUUGGGAUUCAAGAAGUCGGAGAAGAUCAACUGUAACUCAUGAACAUGUUGCGCCACAACGACCUACUAGAUUAUCUCUUGCUGAAUUAAUUAAUGAUGAAUCUAUCAGGAGGCUGAGGCUGAAAGUUAUUGCUGGUCAUCAGCUGGCCAAGAAAGAUAUUUUUGGUGCUAGUGAUCCUUAUGUUAGGAUCGAUUUGUAUCCAAUCAAUGGCCAUGAGACUGUCGACUCCGUACUUACUAAAACUAAAAAGAAAACAUUGAAUCCUGUUUGGGAGGAAGAAUUUUUAUUUAGAGUAAAACCAUCAGAACACAAGUUAGUUCUUCAAGUAUUUGAUGAAAAUAGAUUAACACGUGAUGAUUUUUUGGGUAUGGUUGAAUUAAAUUUAAUGAAUUUACCUAAGGAACAAUUCGGUAGAAGUAUUCCAACAAAACAAUACAUUUUACGUCCACGCAGUCAUUCCAGCCAAAGACCUAAAAUAAAAGGCACACUAGAGUUAUACCAUGCUUACGUGACAGACGAUUCAACAGCUGAAAAUGGUGAUGCCGAUAUAGCAUCUGAUUCUGGUGGAUGGGAAUUACUAGACCAACCAAGUCCUACAUCAAACGAUAGUCCAGUUCAACCGACUGCUGAACCGGCAGCAAACGGUCCAUUGCCGUCUGGUUGGGAAGAGCGACAGGAUGCUAAUGGUAGAACUUAUUAUGUUAAUCAUAUAGCUAGAUAUACUCAGUGGGAAAGACCGACAACACUAAAUUCAGCACCCGUAGGAGGAGUCACUAAUGAACAACGAAGUUUAGAUACAGCAGCAACUGAAUUCCAACGACGAUUUCAUAUUAGUGUUGAUGAUGCUGAGAGCAGGCAGCACCGAAACUCAGCAAUUAGUCAGGAUCGGGAAUUAAAUCGACAAGAGGAUGAUGUCAAUAACGGAGAUGAUGAUAGUGAGGAUUGGGAUGAAUCGGGCGGUGUGAGAGAUCGCGAGUCUUUAACGCGUAUUUCCGGCGAAUCUACUUCGACAUCUUCUACUUCUGGCCAGUCGGUUGAUCACGAUGGCUAUCUUGGAGAAUGUGACGAUCAGACUGACGACAAUGUUGACAGCCCAGCUGGUUCAAGACGAGCAUCUGAACAGCCCGCGGAGCACCCGGUUCCUAAUGGCGAUGGACUGCCUCCAGGCUGGUGUAUGCAGUUAGCUCCGAACGGACGUAUGUUUUUUAUUGAUCACAAUGAACGUGCUACGACGUGGGUUGAUCCGCGGACAGGAAGACCAAGUCCAAUGCCUAAUCAUAAUGUGCCUUCGGCCACUUCUCGAAGUGAUCUAGAUCAGCUGGGACCACUUCCGGAGGGCUGGGAAGAACGUGUACAUACUGAUGGACGAAUUUUCUUUAUUGAUCACAAUACUAGAACAACGCAAUGGGAAGAUCCUCGUAUGUCAAAUCCUCAAAUAGCUGGACCUGCUGUACCUUACUCAAGAGAUUAUAAACUCAAGUACGAAUAUUUGAAGUCACAAUUGAGGAAACCUAGUAAUGUACCAAAUAAAUUUGAGAUAAAAGUUGCGCGGAAUAAUAUUUUGGAAGACUCAUAUCGUAUUAUAAGCUCAGUAAACAGAGUUGAGAUAUUAAAGACAAAGCUCUGGGUUGAGUUUGAAAGUGAAGUGGGAUUGGAUUACGGUGGAUUAGCACGUGAAUGGUUUUUCCUAUUAUCAAAGGAAAUGUUUAAUCCGUACUACGGGUUGUUCGAGUACUCAGCUAUGGAUAAUUAUACCCUUCAAAUAAAUCCCUUCUCGGGGGUAUGCAACGAAGAACAUUUAAAUUAUUUUAAAUUUAUUGGACGCAUUGCCGGAAUGGCAGUUUAUCACGGAAAACUUUUAGAUGCUUUCUUUAUUAGACCAUUUUAUAAAAUGAUGUUGGGCAAGACAAUAGAUUUAAAAGAUAUGGAGAGUGUCGACUCAGAAUAUUACAACUCACUCUUAUGGAUAAAAGAAAAUGAUCCAAGUGAAUUGGAAUUGACAUUUUGUGUUGAUGAAGAAAGUUUUGGACACACAUCGCAACGUGAAUUAAAAUCAAAUGGCGCAAAUGUACCCGUCACUGAUGAAAAUAAAGAUGAAUAUAUAAGUCUAGUAAUACAGUGGCGAUUUGUAUCACGUGUCCAGGAUCAAAUGAAUGCAUUUUUAGAAGGUUUUAAUGCCUUGGUACCGCUAACGCUGGUUAAAAUAUUCGAUGAGCAUGAAUUGGAACUUUUAAUGUGUGGCAUACAGCAUAUUGACGUAAAAGAUUGGAAAAAAAAUACAUUAUAUAAGGGUGACUAUCAUGCGAAUCAUAUUGUGGUGCAAUGGUUUUGGCGUGUUGUGCUAUCGUUUAACAAUGAAAUGCGAGCUAGAUUGUUGCAAUUUGUCACCGGUACAUCGCGUGUACCCAUGAAUGGCUUCAAAGAGUUAUACGGCAGUAACGGACCGCAAUUAUUUACUAUCGAGAAAUGGGGAACACCUGAAAACUAUCCACGAGCUCACACAUGUUUUAAUCGAAUUGAUUUACCGCCUUAUGAGAGUUACCAGCAGCUCAGGGAUAAAUUGAUCAAGGCUAUUGAGGGAUCACAAGGUUUUGCUGGAGUUGAUUAGCGCGAGAUACCAUUUUUUAUGAUUAUACCUGUAAUAUAAUGUAUAUUUAUGCAUAUAGAUAUUAUUAUUAUUAUUAUUAAAUUCAAUAUGUAUUGUUUUUAAUCGCUUAAAAAAAGAAAUUAUUAUUAUUAUUAUUAUUAUUAUUAUUAUUAUUAUUAUUAUUAUUAUUAUUAUUAUGAUUAUUAUUAUUAUUACUAUUAUUAUAAAAUGAAAGUAAUUGAAAUCUCUGUACGAAUUUCUUUCAUUUUGUUUAUUGAUAUUUUUUUUUCUUAUAAUUAUAUGAUCUUUGCACUAUUAAAUAUUAAAACAUAAAAGUGCCGAUUGGGAAAUGAAAUAAUAUUUCAAUGCUCAAAAUGGCAUGUCAGCGAUUUAAAAAAAGCAGCAUUCCGGAUUAAAAUUUUUUAAAAAUAAUAUAUACAUAAAAUAAUAUAAUAUAUUUUACUGAUGUAAGGUAAAUAUUAAUAGAGUCACAAAACCAUUAAAAAAAAAAAUCUAACUAUUAAUUAAUUUUAUUAAAUUUAACGCUAGUGAUUUUAUGCACUUUAAGAAAUUGCUAUUGCUAAAAAUAAAAAAAUUAUAAUAAUAAUGUACAUAUCUUUGUAAUAUGAUGAUUUUUAUUUUCGAUAGGCAAAUUGCGAUGACUAAAAAAUUGGUUAAUUUGACUAUGAAAAAUUAUAAUGGAUAUUUUAUGAAUUUUAUUAAGCGUUAGAAA